CAGCGCCCCCUGCCGAUGUGUUCCCAGCAAGAGCAUGCGCACAAACUCCAUUCCAUGCCCCACCCCCUCCGCUUCUCCUUCGCCCAAUCCCCGUCAUUUCGCCCAAUCGGAAUCCGCGGCUCUCGAGCGGCGGCGGGUUCGACCAAUGGGAAGAGGCAGAGCCGUGUGUGUGGCUUUCGGCUUUCGUGCCGGGGCCAAGAUGGCGGCGCCGCGCUGAGGGCUCCAGCAUUGUGGAGGAGGAAGAGGGCCCCCCUCAGAAUGACUUCUAUGGGGCUGCUGAGGGCCCUUUUGGCGCGGCCCCCUCCCCUGCCCUGGGGAGCCCUUGCUUCCCUCUCCCCUCGCUCCUUCCUGCUGCCCCUCCGUUUGACGCCCCAAAUGCCCCUGCUGUUGCCGCCCGCCUGCCCCAUGGCGACCCUGAACCAGAUGCACCGGCUGGGCCCCCGCAAGCGCCCCCCUCCCAAGGUGGGCCCGCUGGGGGGCCACCCGCAGCUUAAGGGGGUGGUGCUCAAGACCAUGAUUCGCAAGCCCAAGAAGCCCAACUCGGCCAACCGGAAGUGUGCCCGUGUGCGGCUGAGCAACGGCAAAGAGGUGGUCGUCUUCAUCCCCGGCGAAGGGCACAACCUCCAGGAGCACAACAUUGUCCUGGUGGAGGGCGGGAGGACACAGGACCUGCCAGGGGUGAAGCUCAAGGUGGUGCGGGGCAAGUACGACUGCGCCCACGUCCAGAAGAAGAAGCAGUGAGCGCUCAUUCACUCUGGAGCCGAAGAUAGAUGGUCCGGGAACCACCACUUGCGAGGAGCACAAAUGACUCUCAGUGAGGUAAACAUUGCCUCUCUUGGCCUUUUCCGAAAUAAAGUGGCAUCACCUGCCUCCACUGACCAAAGUGGAAUCUGAUCGUUUCCAGUUUCAAAAACAUAAGUUAUGUCAUGAUAACAAACAUAAAAUGAGCGAUGUACCAGGACCAGAAGGAGCUGAGCUUGGUUCCCGUCUUGGAGGCCGACCCCUUCCUGUUUCAGGAAUCUCUGGGUGUUUCUCCCUCUCUUUUCUCUUGUCAAUUAUAGAACAUGUGGGAUAGCUUACCAUUCUGAGGCAUUUUGGGGAGGGGGGGCAUUCUGGCUUGAAAUAAAAAGUCAUUGGCAGAAACCCCUACUGGAAUCAUUUCAGCCAAUUAUUGCUUUAUGUCUCACAGUCUUUCACACACUGCUAAACGCAACAGUUUACCCUGCUUAUCCUGAAAAAGAGGCAGCCAGGGAAAAUGGUCGGCUGCCACUGGCAUGGAAAAUAAGGGGGCAAUUGGGCAACCAUCCCUGUGGGACGAAGGGCAAAGGGGCUUUCUUUUAAAGGGCACAGGUUUCUGCUCAAACCUCACCCAAAAUGGCCUGUUUUGCAUUGUCUGACCCCCGUCCCCUUACCCCCAGCCAAUCAUUGCCAAGAACUCAUUAUUUUUCAGCUGGAGGGGGGACUGUUGCUCUGAAAGAUGCAACGCUGUGAUAGACUUAGGCAAUCCAUAUGAAAAAGGAAAGGUUUUAUUGCGGGGUUCAGUGCGAAACCUUGAUAUCUUAAAACUGGGUUUUAGAAAAGGUUUAGAAAAGAUCAGACAGUGCAGCUGGUUAGAAGGCAUCCUUCAUUGAGGUGUGGACUGUCCUUUUUCCAUGUGGCAAAGUGGUGCCACAGGAAGGGAUUGCAACCUGAGAUGGCCCUUUCCCCUGCCCUCCCUCCUUCGUGUCUGGUGGGGAAAGGUAUGUUAUGGUGCAUGCAGCUUCCUCCUUUCCUCCCUCUGGCCAUGUCUUCUGGAAGAAGGCGCAAUAAGCCUCCUGCACACUGUGGGCCUCUCCUGGGGUCUCUUCGGUGUCAGGGAAGGCACCUGGCAGGCCUCCUUCAGAGGGUAGGUCGGUGUGGUCCAUGCCUUCCCGCCAGCCCUCCUGCAUGGCCUCAUUCCGGCCCUCACAGAUGUUGUGCAGGAUGCAACAGGCCACGACGACCAGCGGCACGUUCUUCUCUGCCACAUCCAGCCUCUUGAGAAGGCACCGCCAGCGCCCCUUUAGCCGCUCGAAGGCAUAGGUUGCAGCCGUGUGGCACUUUGCGAGGAGGGCAUUGAAGCGUCGCCGGGCCCCGGCGGAUGGGCUGCCAUAGGGUUUCAUGAGCCACGGCCGGAGGGGACAUGUGGGGCCCCCCAGCAGGACAGGGCCCACGGAGACCCCUUCAAUCUUGGCAGUGGUCUGGGGGCCAAAGGUACCCUUCUCCAUCCGUUCAAAGAGUGGGGAGCCCCACGGCAGCCCUGAGUCCCGCAGCCCCCCGGACCACCCGGCGUAGACAUCCAUGAAGCGCCCUGCACUGUCCACCAGUGCCUGCAGCACCAUGGAGACAAGGCCCUUGCCAUUGAUGUGGGUGGAUGCACCACCAUGUGGAGAGCACAGGAUGGGGAUGUGGGCCUCAUCCACCACGCCAAUGCAGUUUGGGAAGCCCUCCCUGGCAAAGCCCUCCAUGACGGCCUGUGCGUUCCCGAGCUGGAUGACGCGCUCCAGCAUCACGUCAUGAAUGGCUUCGCACACCUCCAUGACAAUGACCGAGGCGGUGGAGACACCCACACCAAACUGGCUGGCCACAGAGCGGUAGCUGUCUGACGUGGCCAGCUUCCAGAGCGUGAGCGCCACGCGUUUGUCCACAGGGAUGGCAGAGCGCAUGUUCGUGUCCUCACGCUGCAGCACCGGGCGCAGCCUCUCCGCCAACUCCAGCACUGCCUCCCGGGACAUCCGGAAGCAGCGGGUCCACUCCCCAUCUCCCAGCUGGCUGGCCAACAGGUUGUCCCACCAGUCUGUCCUCUGGGUCUUGCUCCACACCGUCCGAUCAUUUGGGCGGUAGCUGGCCCCCAGCAGGACCUGGGCCACAGCCGCACGUUGCUUUCGGCGGCGCAGGCGGAGAUCGCGCAUGCGCUUAGCAGAGGAACUCGGGGCCUUCCCAGGAUUCCAGGCUGGCGGGCAGAAAGAGGGAUGGGGUUUAGUGUUCAAAAUACAUCUUUGUUAGGUUCAUGCAUUAUAUAUUUUUCUCUUCUUUCCCUCCUUAUAUAGUACUGGCUACAUUGCACUGUACUGUGCUACAGCACUUACCCUGGAUGUUAUGGUUGAGCCUUCGGGCUCCAGUAAUAGAAGAAGGGAUCAUAAGACUCCUCGAGAGUCAGACUCUUUCGAGGAGCGUGAAAGAAAACAGCUCCGGGAUUUGUUUACAGACCCGACAGAUGAGGACUCAUUUGAGGGUUUUUCUGAGGGUUUGGAGGAAGAGAUGGCCAGCUCGGAGGAGGACGACAUGGAAUGGACUCGUGUGAGGGAGGAUUUGGGUGUUGGGGAAACAGGCAAUGAAAGCAUGGGAGGUGAUUGGCAGGUUGCAGGAUCAGACCCAUGGACUGGCUGGAGGGAUGGAGCGGGAUCCACAGCUGGGGAUGCUGUGGGGCGUAGUCAAAGGUGCUUAAGCUCUGAUGAGGAUGAUGAUGUUGGAGCACCUGGAAUUGGGAUGGCAGCUGACAGCGAUGAUGAGCUUGAACUGGGAUAAAUUGGGGUUUGGGACCAAUGUCUAAUUGCGUUGGGCAAGUUAAUCUGGACGGACGCUUGGGCUUUUGUUGGGGAACUUCCUGAAGACGGGUGUGAUUCGUUACUGGAUACCUUGGACCUCUGUCGUCUUUUUGACGGGCAAUAUCUACUCGCACUGGAUUGACGCUGGACUGACUGACUUCGAUUCCGGAUUAUUCCUUCUGCUGGCUAUCGGUGAGACCUUUGGAUUUCUAGACGACUACGCUUGGCUAUUGACCUCUGGACCGGAUUAGGACCCUGCUGACUGCCGUUACCCUGACUCCUGUGCCUGGACCUGGAUAUCGUUGGCCGCUGAACCUUAAACUGAAUCCUGACUACGACCACGCUUUUCGUUCGCUGCAGGAAGGAAUAAACAAGCCUGGUUUAUUCUCCUGCUGUUUCUGAGUAGCAGAGAGGAAUCUGCUACCAGUCUGUUGUUUACAUUCUGACUCCUGUUGAUCCUCUUUUGUUUGCAUUGUUUGCCAGGCUGAAGUAAGCACUUUUGAUUUAAUCCGGAUUAUACUUCUGUUUAACCUGGUUUAUCCCUUUGAACCGUUUAAGCUCAAACUGAGCUGUUUUUUGUUACUUAUCACACUGAAGUCAAGUGUUUGCCCUGUUCUUUGUUUCCUACGUGCGUUUUUAGUUCUGUAACCUCAAUAAACUGAGUUUUGUUUUACUCGCUGGCGUUCUGUCUGUGACACUGGAGGUUGCCCUGGGGUGCUGUUGCAUCGCUGGGCCGCUCUGCAGGACGAGUGCCAGUGAUCUCCAUCCAGAGGUCACUGGUAGCAGACAGGCCAUUGGUGGGCGUCAAGGCCAUGUCUUGUGGCUGGCUGAGACUGGGCACCAUGCAGGAUUUGACGGCAAGCAAAGACUCCUGUCCCAGGAGCUGUAAUGGGACAUCAGACAUCUCCAAGGAGCAAAGGGUGGAGGGAUCUUCGUUUGUCCCAUGCAGCUGGUAGCUGGUAAUCUCCUUCUCAUGGAGAGAAUUCCAGCCAGGCAGCUGCACCCGGUAGCCAGGGAUUCCCAUGGCUUGGCUGUAGCCGUUUUGGUGGCGCUUCUGCAGUGGGCAACUGGGGGUGUGUGUAUCGGCACCCCCCUCCGGGCAGUGCAUCCGCACCAUUGAAGGGGCCUGGCCAUGGAGGCCUCCCCUUUGGCCCCUGCCCUUGCGCCCCUUCUUCUGGGCCCGGCCAACGCACACCUUGGGGAUGACCAGCCCCCGGCUCAUGGUCAGGAAGCGGUCCAGGAGGGCCUAAAAGGGCAGGGUCUGCCGGGCUCGGUUGGAGCGUAGGUGGCCGUCCUGGAUCUCCUUGAAGCCACGCCACAGGUCCUUGGCUCUCUGCCGGCACUGCUCCAGGUUCCUGAGGAAGCCCAUCUUGUGCAUCCCGUCCGCCAAGCGCUGGUACUGGGCCUCGUUCUGGUAGUUGUCAUAGAGGGCGGUCUGGACGCAGUCGUCCCCCCAGACCCCCACAAAGGCCUUCGUCUCCGAGGAUGUCCAGUGUGCCGCCCGCUGCCGGACCCACUCCAGGGCCUUUUGACGGCUGGAAAAAAGGAGUCGGGAGAAGAAGAUGGAGAGACAGCGGGAUACCAGAGCAUCCUGUGCCUCUUCUCUCUGGUUUCCUAUCAUGAACUCAUAUAUAGCACGGGCAAUCCUGAACUUGCUCUGCUAUAGAAACCAAACCUUCAUAUACUGCGUAUACCCCAAGAGCCCCCCACCUGUAAUACUGGGUGUCCAGCUGCCCAAAGUGGGGCAUCUGCUCUGGCUUCUCUGGCUUGAGGUCUAUUUUGCAGCUGCAGUCGAGGCAUUUGAAGAGUUUCCCCAGGGCCAGCUGUGCACGGAUCCGUCCGGCCUCUUCCUCCAUGUAGACGAAGCUCCUCCGGCAGUCGAUGCAAGUGAAGACCUGCUCCGGGCAGUGGCCGUUCUGAUGGGAUGCCAGGUUCCCACCAAAGGACUCCUUGCGAUGCAGGCAGGGCAGGCCUCUCUCACCAAGGUGGACACGAAGGAUGUGGGCCAUCAGGGCUGACCGCUGGGGGAAGCUCAGGCCGCAGUCCUCACAGUCAAGCCCAGGGCUGGCCAAGGGCUCCUCCUCAGACUUGAAGCCAGGCUGGGCCUCUGCUGGGAAAGGACAGGGGGAUGAGGCAGGGAUGGACACAGAAAGGGGUGAUGGGACUUGUAUCUAUGCCUACAUAAAAGACCAUAACCCCAAGCCCCUUCCGAUGGCACCUGCAAAUCCAGAAGCUGCCCGGUGGGGCAUUACAAGCCUCUCCAGAACCUCCUGGGCCACUCACCGGGGCUGGGGCCUCCCAGGGUCGCUCCCGCUCCUUCCUCUGGCUGCGUCCUGCUGCUGGGCUGCUCCCCUCCUGGCUCUUCGCUCACUUCCAGCUGCAAGGGCCCUCCAGGCACUGAAUGGUGGAGGAUCAGAGAGAGGGGGAGAGGAUCCACCAAUCUGAAUGACUGGUGCAGGAAUAGAGCCCUGGCGACCACGCCUAGAGAUUCCCCAUUGGAUGUGGAGGGAUUCUGCUAUGAAAGGGCGGUUUGGCAACGGGACCAAAUGCCUGCAGGUGCAGUGGGCCUCCAUUGACAUGUCAGUCCAAGUCAUGCGUUAACAAUGAAAAGAAAUUUUAGAUACCAAUGGGGAAACCACAAUCAUAACUUCCAUGAUAUAUAAACAGAAUAGUGUUCAACACCAUUUAAUUCUAAUUUUGUUUCAAUAGCCAAAUGUUUUUGUCCUGAUUUAGAUAAAUUAGGGGCCCCUGGUGGCACAGUGUGUUAAAGCGCUGAGCUGCUAAACUUGUGGACCAAAACGUCCCAGGUUCAAAUCCCGGGAGCGGAAUGAACGCCCGCUGUUAGCUCCAGCUUCUGCCAACCUAGCAGUUCGAAAACAUGCCAAUGUGAGUAGAUCAAUAGGUACUGCUCCGGUGGGAAGGUAACGGCGCUCCAUGCAGUCGUGCCACUGGCCACAUGACCUUGGAGGUGUCUAUGGACAAUGCCGGCACUUCGGCUUAGAAAUGGAGAUGAGCACCAACCUCCAGAGUCGGACACGAAUGGACUUAACGUCAGGGGAAAACCUUUACCUUUUUUAAUAGCCUUUAGAGCUGGUUUUAAAACAGCUUAGAAAAGGUUUUGUUGAAAAAGGCAACCUCUUUGGGGGUCCAAAUGUUUUAAUUAGUCAUGCAAGAUAGAAAAAGGUUAGUUAUGCAUAUUAAAACAAUUAUUAUUAUUAUUAUUUGUCUUAUUUCCUAAUAAGCAUCAUAGAGCAUUUUCCUUCAUUCUCUUAGGAAUGCGCUCUUUUCAGUUCUCCAGGAAGGGGCCGCUGGGGAUGCUCUCUCAGGGGGCCCGGCUUGGCAGGAGGAUGGACUAGGUGACCUCUAAGGGUUCAGUCCACCUCUAGGAAUCCACUUGUGAAUCAUCAACGAGGAAAAGCAGCAAUAAGCCAGAGAAAGGGCAGGCGCCAGGGCCCUGUGAUGGACGGAGCCAGGGUUGCGGAGGUGCUGUCCGGUCCCAGCCGGGGCCAAAAAAAGAGGCGACUAUUGCGCUUGCUUGCAGACACACACGUUGGCACCGCCAUUGCAGGAAGGGCCAUGUGACUGUCACCAGUCUGUUCCAGGAGGAAGCCAAGAACACACACACACCCAAACGGGGAUGCAGACAAUGGCAUGUGUGUGCAUUGGGGGGAGGUCCUGGGGGUCUCGAACCCCCUCCCAGACUGAUAGGCUGGAUGACCUCUAGGGUAGUCUCUCCGCAGAUCUUCAUUUGCAUCCUCAUCCUUCUUAUUGUGCCUUUUCCUUUUAAUUCUGUGUUUCCAAUGGCAUUAAUAAUGGAAUGGACUAGAGCUUAUAGUGUUGGGAAUCACCCUGGACUACUCAAGUCUAAAUGUAGUCAGAUAGAUGAUAGAGUUAGAUGGAGGGAAUCCUUUCCCUGUUUCCAAAUUAUGCCUAGACAGGCUUUACUGUGUUUCACUCUAUCCUGUGUACGUCACAUCCCUUACUUUGAAGUUAGUAGAAAUGUGGAUCUCCAGGGACACUAACUUCUCAUGGGUCAGAAUGUCUUUUAUGGCCCAAUAAACUGGACCAUGAUUUUGGAACCAUUUUGGUUCUCUCUUCUCCCUUUGUUCUUCUAGCUAACAAGCAGCAUCUUGCUGUCUCUCCUGGCAAGAUGUAACUAUUUAGAUGUUUGUUAUUUUUCCUUUCUUAUUUUUCCUUAGAAACCAGUCUAGAGUAGACUAGACAGCUCCCAAGCCUUUCUAUCUACAAUGGAGUUCCUUUUACCUGAAUAAAUACUUUUUGAACUUUUA
This is a messenger RNA of Anolis carolinensis (green anole), 7855 nucleotides long. RefSeq names its product mitochondrial ribosomal protein S12 (gene mrps12). Bases 16 to 741 code for a protein of 241 amino acids. NCBI's taxonomy places the organism in Eukaryota, Metazoa, Chordata, Lepidosauria, Squamata, Anolidae. Gene Ontology annotation, molecular function: structural constituent of ribosome. Gene Ontology annotation, biological process: translation. The transcript is spliced from 3 exons. Gene Ontology annotation, cellular component: ribosome; small ribosomal subunit. The record is from RefSeq and is a predicted model, not a curated record.